Carlito syrichta (Philippine tarsier) is the source of this 1290-nucleotide messenger RNA. RefSeq names its product GTP binding protein 10 (gene GTPBP10). Gene Ontology annotation, cellular component: mitochondrion. The record is from RefSeq and is a predicted model, not a curated record. The coding region runs from base 1 to 1164 and encodes 387 amino acids. The transcript has 10 exons. Gene Ontology annotation, molecular function: magnesium ion binding; GTPase activity; GTP binding. Lineage: Eukaryota; Metazoa; Chordata; Mammalia; Primates; Tarsiidae.
AUGGUUCGCUGCGGUUGCGCGUCCUUCAGAAAGUAUGGAAAUUUCAUCGACAAUCUAAGACUCUUCACCAGAGGAGGAAGUGGUGGAAUGGGUUAUCCUCGAUUAGGUGGAGAAGGUGGGAAAGGUGGCGACGUCUGGGUUGUAGCCCAUAAAAAAAUGACGUUAAAACAACUUAAAGACAAAUAUCCUCAGAAACGGUUUGUGGCUGGAGUAGGAGCAAACAGUCGGGUUAGUGCACUGAAAGGCUCCAAAGGAAAAGACUGUGAAAUUCCUGUACCUGUAGGAAUUUCAAUAACUGAUGAAAAUGGCAAAAUUAUAGGAGAGCUCAAUAAAGAGGAAGAUAAAAUUUUGGUAGCUGAAGGAGGUCUUGGUGGUAAAUUACUUACAAAUUUCUUACCAUUGAAAGGCCAGAAACGAAUAAUUCACCUUGAUCUCAAACUUAUAGCUGAUGUCAGCCUAGUAGGGUUCCCAAAUGCUGGAAAAUCCUCUUUACUAAGUCGUAUUUCUCAUGCAAAACCUGCAGUUGCAGAUUAUGCAUUUACAACACUAAAGCCUGAACUUGGAAAGAUCAUGUACAAAGAUUUCAAACAGAUAUCAGUAGCUGAUCUUCCAGGUUUAAUAGAAGGAGCACAUAUGAACAAAGGAAUGGGCCACAAAUUCCUCAAGCAUAUAGAAAGAACUAGACAACUACUUUUUGUUGUUGAUAUUUCUGGAUUUCAGCUUUCUUCUCAAACUCGAUACAGAACUGCUUUUGAAACAAUAAUACUGCUUACAAAAGAGUUGGAGUUGUACAAAGAGGAACUUCAGACAAAACCUGCACUCCUGGCAGUCAAUAAAAUGGACUUGCCAAAUGCCCAAGAUAAAUUUCAUGAAUUGAUGAACCAACUCAAGAAUCCUAAAGAUUUUCUGCAUUUAUUUGAAAAAAACAUGAUUCCAGAGAGGACUGUGGAGUUCCAGCAUAUUAUCCCCAUAUCUGCACUUUCUGGAGAAGGAAUUGAAGAAUUAAAGAACUGCAUCAGAAAAUCACUGGAUGAACAUGCCAACCAGGAAAAUGAUGCAUAUCAUAAGAAACAGUUGCAUAAUUUACAGAUUUCCAAUACACUGUCUUAUAGUGAACCAUCAUCAGAGUGCACUGUUACUAGUUCCAGAAUGAAUAUAAUUUAAGUCUAUUAAAAGUAAUAUUGAUGGAAUACUAUUUAGCCUUAAAAAGAAGAAAAUUCUGAAAUUUGGGACUACAUAUGGGAAACUGGAGGACAUCGUUAAAUGAAAUAAACCUGGCACAGAAAGACA